AUGGCGUCACAAAUUUGCCUGAAGAAAGUGCGUUUCCUGUUGCUCGGACAUGAGAGAGGCGGCCUUCGAUGUGGUGCCCUUGACCACGUGACUCUGGAGACGCAGUCCCCUCGCGCCUCCUUGAAGCAUGUGGUUGCCGUCCCCGCCGGGCUAUUCGGUGUUGAGUCGGUUUGCUGGAAAAGGUCAGUCUGCAAGUCUAAAAUCCUGUUGUCAUGGUGGGAUUGGAAUGAACCGCUUCGACCACGAGAAAGUGUCGAGCUUGACAAGCUGUUAGCCUGCCUUAGCAACAAGGUUGCCCUCGACGCAGUGAUUUCGGUUUCCAGCGCCGAUGAGCUAGCGUUCGUGGCAGACAAGUCGACCAACUCGCCAGGCAGCUUCGCUUGCCCCCUUGGCAUCGACAUGUCGACAACGGACACGACAAACUUGUGGAGUAGUCGAUUUAAUGGAGGAAUUAUGUGCUACAAGCGGUCAGUCGGUAGUUCACCUAGCAACCGAAGGCAUCGACGCGGGGGAGGGGCCAUGGGCACGGAUGUAUGUGCGAUUGUGCCCCGCCCGCCUGUCUGUCUCUGUGUCUGUCUGGUCGAACUGACGGGUGGGGCUCGAGACAAUGCCACUCGGCGUCCUAACGCGGCGGCCGCGAAGUCGACGAUGUUCGGCUCAACUGGACAAGCCGACAAAGGGAAUCGGUCAAGAGGGACAUUCGUGGGAGGCUGCGGAGGCCCCGUGACGACGAGAGGAGUAAAAGGGGGUUAUGAGGAGGAGGAAGAGGAGGAGGAGGAGGCCUAA
Molecule: messenger RNA, 786 nt
Organism: Protopolystoma xenopodis
Lineage: Eukaryota; Metazoa; Platyhelminthes; Monogenea; Polystomatidea; Polystomatidae
Source: the annotation of a GenBank genome assembly